AUGGCCGACAUAUGCAAGAAGGAAAUUAAUGUCAAAGAACUGGAAGCUGAGUUACAGAAAAAAAUCGACGACGAUGCCCGAUACUGGAGGGAAAAUGAUGCGAAGUUCCGAGCUAUUGAUCAGAAAGUGGCUACAUACGAUGAAUUUAGGGACAUGGUAAAAGCAGCUCAUCUGCAGCCUGUGAAGAAGAGCGAGGUCCAACACAAUCCUGACAAAGCUAGGAAAAGAGUUUGGAAUACUGUUGCUCCAAAACAAAAGGAAAUUUCCCAGGAAAAUCACUGUCAGCAUGAACUGUAUAGAUUGGCCAAAUCGUCUGGCACAAUCAUUCCCACAACACUUGCACAGUUUUGCCAGGAAUGGAGAAGACUCCCCAAGACGGAACACCUCAGCUUUCUUAAGACAUUAGGAUCAUUAUCAUUGGCCAAGGUGUUACAGUCAGAGCUGCCAGCUGUUGAAUUUGGAGAAAUUAUUAUGGCACUUUCAGAGUACAGUACUGAAGAUGCCCCAUUUGUUGUCAGUCUGCUGAAAGUAUUUGCAUCUGCUAAACGGGAUACUGCAACCCUUCCCCUUCCAGGAGGCACGGAGAAGCCAUCUCGAGAAAGUGAGGUUUGGGGGAAAGGGCACAAUGCAGAGAUGAGGUAUGUGAUGCUGGGCUGUGGCAGAGAAGCUGAUGCAUCAGUUGUACUUACAAAGCAUCAUGAUAUAGUGAUGCUGAGGAGGUGUCAUGCCAUGCCCCUCAAGAAGGCUGGGCAUGCUUACUCUAUGAAGUGGAAAGAGCAGCAUUGGGCACAGCUGGAGAAGGAGGCUGGGCCAGCUAUCUAUGGAGACGACAUCCAAGGAGGAGCACUAUCAGGUGGAGACCAGUGGAUGGCAGUCAGCACUGUGCAGAGUCCUCUCCCUGAAAACAUUAAAGGAACCUGA
Schistocerca nitens (vagrant locust) is the source of this 921-nucleotide messenger RNA. Its product is annotated as coiled-coil domain-containing protein 103. NCBI's taxonomy places the organism in Eukaryota, Metazoa, Arthropoda, Insecta, Orthoptera, Acrididae. Gene Ontology annotation, cellular component: outer dynein arm. Gene Ontology annotation, biological process: determination of left/right symmetry; inner dynein arm assembly; epithelial cilium movement involved in extracellular fluid movement. The record is from RefSeq and is a predicted model, not a curated record. Bases 1 to 921 code for a protein of 306 amino acids. The transcript is spliced from 5 exons.